GUACUCAUACAUACAAUACAUAGUCUGUUUUUGUGAUAGCUCUGUAUUUUUUUGUUACUUGUUAGUUUUCAUCCAGUUGGAUUUGCAGAUAAAUUAAUUUUCGGUACAAUGCAUAGCACAAGCCUGAAAUCAUUUGGCAAGGAGGUGCUCAUUGGAAACUGGUCCGAGCGCCGCUAUGAGGUUGAGGAGAAGAGCAACGCCGUCGUGCCUGCUCUGAGAGCACUAGAGGGCUGCGAGAAGCACCAGUCCGUCUCCCGAAGCACCUACACGAAGGCGCCCUUCAAUGCCAUGGGGACAGUCUUGGAUUUCUCGGAUCAGCGCCAGCAGGCCUUUCAGAACUUUAGGAAGAACGCGACAUCAAACAUGAGCUUGGUGGACCACAGCUCUCUGAACCGCAACUUCACCACCACCACCACACUGGCCUUCGAUGUGUUGCCCCAGCGUUUCCUCAAGCAAAAGGAGUUGGAGAGCGGAUACUGCGGACCGCCUCAGCGCCAGCCCGAGAUUGACAUGCUGCAAUCCUUCGGCAAUCUGACCACGACCUAUAACUAUCCCAAGCUCAUCAGGUGCGAGAAGCUACUGUCCCAUCUCAGCAGCAAGGCACAGACCACAUACGGCGCCUCCUACAACCAAUCUCGGAAGAGCAAGGCCAUCAUGGAGUAUGGCCCGGACUACGACGGUGUUGUGAAGUUCGAUUUGACCUGCUAAAAAAUUAUAGAUGUGAUUUGUUCCAUUAAAACUCGUAUGCCUAUAUUACAAGA
Messenger RNA from Drosophila obscura, 761 nucleotides. RefSeq lists its product as uncharacterized. The coding region runs from base 109 to 708 and encodes 199 amino acids. The record is from RefSeq and is a predicted model, not a curated record. The transcript has a single exon. NCBI's taxonomy places the organism in Eukaryota, Metazoa, Arthropoda, Insecta, Diptera, Drosophilidae.